AUGGAAGACUACGAUGUGCUUUACAAAACAGUGAUGAUGGGAGACUCUGGUGCAGGAAAGACGUGUCUUUUAAUGCGGUUUACACGGAACGAGUUUGAUGCUGAAAAGAAGUCCACAAUUGGUGUCGAAUUUUCUUCGAAGCAAAUACAGUACAAAGACUCUGCUGUUCGCAUACAAAUAUGGGAUACUGCGGGACAAGAAAGAUAUCGAGCAAUAACUGGUGCUUAUUAUCGCGGUUCUUUAGGUGCUGUCAUGGUCUAUGACGUAACAAAAAAGAGCAGUUUUGAAGCACUCGACCGAUGGCACAAUGAACUGAUUGAAAAUGGUGAUAAGAGUGUUGUGAAAAUGGUGAUUGGCAACAAAUGUGAUUUGGAGCAGAUGCGUGAAGUCACCACAGAAGAAGCGGAAGAGUUCGCCAAAAAGACUGGCUCUUACUUCUUCGAGACUUCGGCGAUGGACGGGACAAAUGUCGAGAAGGCUUUCAUGCAAAUGAUUGAGACAAUAUGUGACAGACAGUUCGAAAAAAAGGCGGCAGAGGCCAAACCCGCACAGAAACCGUUUUUAGAGGAGCGUGUCGUCAUCGAAGACCCGCAAGUCCCUCAAGAACCUCCAAAGAAAAAAUUCCAAUGUUGUUAA
Molecule: messenger RNA, 636 nt
Organism: Entamoeba invadens IP1
Lineage: Eukaryota; Evosea; Mastigamoebida; Endamoebidae
Product: rab11, putative
Exons: 4
Coding region: 1-636 (211 amino acids)
Biological process (GO): exocytosis
Cellular component (GO): recycling endosome
Molecular function (GO): GTP binding; GTPase activity
Source: RefSeq, a predicted model, not a curated record